AUGGAAAUCAGCGAUGAAAACCUAAAACCGGAGGAGGAGAAAUGCAACUACUGGCUGCUGAAAACGGAGCCGGCGGAGUGGUCAUGGGACGACCAAGCCGCCAACGGCGGGGUGUCCAAUUGGGACGGGGUGAAGAACAAGCAGGCGCAGAAGUACAUGAGGAGCAUGAAACUGGGGGAUCUCUGCUUCUUCUACCACUCCGGCGCCAAAUCGCGGCGCGUGGUGGGCGUGGUGAAGGUGGUGCGCGAGUGGUACGACGAGGCGGAGGCGGUGGACGUCUGGGCCGUGGGGGAGAUGAGGGCGGCGGUGGGGCUGGCGGAGAUGAAGAAGGAGUUGAAAGGGGUGGAGUUCGCGCUGUUCAGGUAGCCCAGGCU
This is a messenger RNA of Salvia splendens (bonfire salvia), 374 nucleotides long. RefSeq names its product thymocyte nuclear protein 1-like. The record is from RefSeq and is a predicted model, not a curated record. Gene Ontology annotation, cellular component: nucleus. Bases 1 to 366 code for a protein of 121 amino acids. The transcript has a single exon. Lineage: Eukaryota; Viridiplantae; Streptophyta; Magnoliopsida; Lamiales; Lamiaceae.